CUGCAGGGCGGGGAUGGAGGUCCUGGAUGAGUUUGACUGGGAGCACCCGCUGACCUUCACGUUCUGCGAGCUCAUCUCGGAGGAAGCCUUUGAGCGGCAGGCCGUGUCGUACACGGAGCGCUCCCUGCGCCGCCUCUUCCGCAGCAUGGACCGUAACCCGGCGCUGGGGGAGCGCGUGGUGCGCAAAUGGAAGCAGGAGGAGCGCGAGCGGCUCGGCCUCAUCUCCUUCCUCACGGGUAGGUUCUUCCAAGCCCUCCAGGGAGACCUCAAUCGCUACAAUAACGUGGGGGCCUUGGAGCUUCAACAGAGGCUGGAUCAUCUGAAGAAGAAGAUGCAGAAAUUAAACACCUAUGCCCAAGAUGCAAGGCAGAAGAGGAGGAAGAGGGGGGCCUGUGGACUAGAUCGUUCCCCUUCCACGGCAGGCAGCAUCUUGUCCCGAUCCCCAGGUGCUACAACCAUUUCCAACUGUUCGGCCAUUCCAGUCACAUACAUGCCCAGAGUCUUUGGUCCUUUCCCUCCUCUCUCCGACGAGCAGACAGAGACAUUGGCUGGUCCAAACUCUGAAGUGAAGCUCAUGCAGCUAAACUGGACAGGACUGUCAGCAGCCCCUAAGAGAAUGGUUGAUCUGACUCCUUUGGUGCUUAACCCUGGUGGUUUUCAUUCUUCUCUACUCUCUGGAAGCCCCACUCACAAGUUUCAAUGCCCUGGCUUUCCCUGGUCUCUGGGUCUGGGCUCUACCACCAAUCCUGAGGGCUCAGCCCCAACAGUGAGGAAUGCUUCUGUCUUCACCCCACCUGUGCUGCUCAAGUUCCAGCCAGUGCAGAGGCCUCAGGAGGAUCCAGAUAGCGACCAUGAGAACAAGAGCUUGGAUUCUCCCAGUAGCGCCCCGCCAUAAUGCCCCUUUAUCACUCUGAACUCAAGAAUGAAUAAAGCUCUCCAUGGAAACUA
Molecule: messenger RNA, 948 nt
Organism: Trichosurus vulpecula (common brushtail)
Lineage: Eukaryota; Metazoa; Chordata; Mammalia; Diprotodontia; Phalangeridae
Exons: 6
Coding region: 14-895 (293 amino acids)
Source: RefSeq, a predicted model, not a curated record